AUGGGGUUGGGAAGCCGUUACUUCGGCCUGCGAGGCACGAAGCUCAAUAUCGCGAUUGGCGUCAUUGCUGGCCUCGAUUUCUUGCUCUUCGGUUAUGACCAAGGUGUCAUGGGCGGGCUUUUGACCCUCCAUUCUUUCGAGAAAGUUUUCCCCGAGAUUGCUAUAAGUAAAGAGGCAAGGAUGGGUCUCACUGAGGCUCAAAUCAACCACCGGUCUACCAUUCAAGGCAUUUCCGUUGCAUCGUACAACCUCGGAUGUUUCGUUGGCGCAAUUGCAUGUAUCUGGAUCGGUGACCGGCUUGGACGACGUAAGACUAUCUGGCUUGGUUCAACUGUCAUGGUUGUCGGUGCUGCUCUUCAAGCAUCCGCCUUCAGUCUUCCGCACUUCAUCGUUGGACGUCUCAUCACCGGCUUUGGCAAUGGCUUGAACACUUCUACCGUACCAACGUGGCAAUCCGAAUGCUCCAAAGCUCACAGACGUGGACAGUUGGUUAUGGUCGAAGGCGCCCUGAUCACUGGAGGUAUCUGCCUCAGUUACUGGCUGGACUUUGGCUUUUCCUUCCUUGAACCCAGCUCCGUCUCAUGGCGAUUCCCCAUUGCCUUCCAGAUCGUCUUUGCCUUGAUCAUCAUGGGCGUUGUUAUGGGCCUUCCUGAGUCUCCCAGAUGGCUCGUAUUAAAGGGCCAUGAAGAUGAAGCAAUGAACGUUUUGGCCGCUCUGAGUGACUUGGACAGGGAAGAUCAGUUUGUCCACUCGGAAUUCUCUGCAAUCAAGGAUACUGUUAUUGAGAUGCAGAAGGGCGGUUUCGCGGAUUUGUUCACCAUGGACAAGGACCGCCACUUGCACCGAGUUGUCCUCGCAUACGUCAACCAAAUGUUCCAGCAGAUUUCGGGUAUCAAUCUUAUCACAUAUUACGCCGCAACUAUUUAUGAAGGAAGCAUCGGCCUUGAUCCCUUCCUCUCGCGAAUUCUUGCUGCUUGUAAUGGUACCGAAUACUUCAUUGCCUCAUGGAUUGCUGUCUUCGUGGUGGAAAAGGUCGGCCGUCGCCCACUCAUGCUUUUCGGUGCAGUUGGAAUGUCGCUUUCCAUGGCUGUGCUUGCCAUAGCUACUAGCUUCGAGGGCCAGGCCAAGGCCGGUAUCGUCGCAGCUGUAUUCCUCUUUGUUUUCAACACCUUCUUUGCCAUCGGUUGGCUUGGUAUGACCUGGUUGUACCCUGCAGAAAUUGUCCCUCUGCGAAUCCGCGCUCCUGCCAACGCGCUUGCCACUUCAGGAAACUGGAUCUUCAAUUUCAUGGUUGUCAUGAUCACUCCUGUUUCUUUCUCCUCCAUCAAAUAUAAGACCUACAUCAUCUUUGCAGUCAUAAACGCCUUCAUCGUCCCCAUCGUCUACUUCUUCUACCCUGAAACCGCCUACCGCUCUCUUGAGGAAAUGGACUCCAUCUUCCGAAAGACCAAGUCUAUCUUCACAGCUGUCAAGGUUGCUCGCGAAACCCCACGACGAUACGGCAAGAACGGCGAAGUUCUCAUCGACUAUAACGAGACCGAAGAACACCAGACUCGCGCUGGCAUCACCCAAGAUGAGAAAACGACUUCAUUCCCUGAAAAGAAGCACGAAAACCCUGACCACGAUGCUGAAACGGGUAACUCGAACAGCCCAAGUUCCCAGAGUGUAGCGUAA
Molecule: messenger RNA, 1674 nt
Organism: Arthroderma uncinatum
Lineage: Eukaryota; Fungi; Ascomycota; Eurotiomycetes; Onygenales; Arthrodermataceae
Product: putative MFS sugar transporter
Exons: 6
Coding region: 1-1674 (557 amino acids)
Biological process (GO): carbohydrate transport; transmembrane transport
Cellular component (GO): membrane
Molecular function (GO): carbohydrate:proton symporter activity
Source: RefSeq, a predicted model, not a curated record